This is a messenger RNA of Miscanthus lutarioriparius, 1215 nucleotides long. NCBI's taxonomy places the organism in Eukaryota, Viridiplantae, Streptophyta, Magnoliopsida, Poales, Poaceae. The record is from the annotation of a GenBank genome assembly.
AUGACGAGCGCCGGGGCGGCGGCAGGCGCCGCGCUAGGCGCGCGCACGGCGCGGUCCUGCGACGGUUGCAUGCGGCGGCGGGCGCGCUGGCACUGCCCCGCCGACGACGCCUUCCUGUGCCAGACCUGCGACAUCUCCGUCCACUCAGCGAACCCGUUGGCGCGCCGACACCACCGCGUCCGCCUCCCCUCGGCGUCCUGCUCUUCCCCACCGUGCGACCCCGACGCGCCCACGUGGCUCCACGGCCUCAAGCGACGGCCGCGCACGCCGCGGUCCAAGCCGGGGGGAGGCAAGCACGAGGCGACGACGCCCAACUCUAUCGCCUGGGCCGCGUCGGCAGCGGUCCCCGACCUCGAGGCGGAGGACUCUGGCUCCGGCAUCGUGGGCGAUAACGACGACGAACACGGGUUCCAGGACGACGACGAGGACCUUCUGUACCGCGUGCCGGUGUUCGACCCUAUGCUCGCCGAGUUCUACAACCCCGUGGCCGACGAGGGGGAGCAGAAGCCGGCCUGUCUGAUGCCGCCUCUCGCGGAAACAUCGCCGGAGUUCGCCUCCGGCGUCUCGGCAGAGGCGGACGGGCUCUCCGGGUUCGACGUCCCGGACAUGGAGCUCGCUAGCUUCGCCGCGGACAUGGAGAGCCUCCUCAUGGGAGUCGACGACGGGUUUGAUUAUCUGGGUUUCUUGGACGAAGAGAAGCCUCAGGUGAACGCGGACGCGGACUUGGUGGCCAUGGCGGCGCCGGCGCUUGAACGAGAGGACAAGAAAAGGAAGCGGCCGGAGAUGAUACUCAAGCUCAACUACGAGGGCGUCAUCGCCUCGUGGGUCCGUGACGGCGGAUCGCCGUGGUUCCACGGCGAGCGUCCUCACCUCGAUCCUUACGAGUCAUGGUCUGACUUCCCGGCGGGAAGCCGGGGUCUCCUCGGCGGCGCCGUGACAGCGGUGACCGGCGGCGAGCGUGAGGCGCGGGUGUCGCGGUACAGGGAGAAGCGGCGGACGCGGCUGUUCGCCAAGAAGAUCCGGUACGAGGUGCGCAAGGUCAACGCCGAGAAGCGGCCGCGGAUGAAGGGCCGGUUCGUGAAGCGUACCACGCUUCCGCCGCUGCCGAGGCCGCCACCGCCGCCGCAGCAGCAGAAGCAACUGCCACAGGCACUACCACACGAGGGCAUGGUGCUCGCGCCACCUCCGGUAGCGAACGGGCGCUUCCAGUUUUGA